GUUUUUGUUACAGAAAAUUCUUUGCAAUAAAUUAUCAAGUGAUAUAGUUGAAAAGUAAAUUUUCAUUAGCCAUUUUUCAUUACCUACAUGUAUACAUGUUUCCAAAUGUGAAUGUUUUAAAGAAAGUCUGUGCCUUAGUUUUCCCACUAAGUAAAAGCUUCGAAGAGUUAAGACUUGAACCAGUCCUGGCUACAUAGCCAGUGGAGGAAGCAGGUUAUCUCAUUCCAUACUUUCCAAGCCACUGUCACGUGUCCUAGACAUUAUACAAGGUUUAGAAAGCAAGGAAUAACCAACCUACAAGAGGAGAAAAUAAACAGUUAUAUUAAUUAGAAAAGAUGAAACCAUAAUUCCAGCAUUCCGGAGGCUGAGGCAGGAGGAUUACUGUGAGUUCAAGGCCAGCCAGGCUACAUAAUGAGACCCUGCUCCAAAAAAAACACAAAAAUAUAGUUUUAAAAUGUAAAAAAAAAAAUAAAUAAAUAAAUAAAUAAAACCUUAGACCAAAGAUCUGAUGAAAAAGUAGAUGUUGAUGGAUAUUUAGCGCUGAAUACUGACAUGUUUGCUGUGCCUACAUUAGUUGUCUCUGGUAAGUAAAGGAGACCACAAUUACUGUAUAUCCUACUUGAAAAUAAGUAGACAAGUGGUAGGCCUUGGUGCAUGUUAGAAAAGUGGUUUGUGGCUGGGUGGCACACAUGUAAUCACAGCACUGGAGAGGCUGAGGCAAAAGGACUGAUGCAAGUUUGAGGCCAGCCUGGGCUACAGAGUGAGUUCAUGGCCAGCAUGAACUGUAUAGUAAAAACCCUGUCUUGAAACAACAAAUAAAAAAAGAAAGAUGAUUUGCAGUAGAAGGGAAGACUGUGUCAGUGUUAGAUAUAGUUCCUGGUGCUACUGGUAAAGUAUAGGCAAUCCAUGUGCAAACUGGUGAGAGAGUUAAAGGUAGAGCUGAGUGUAGUGAUGAACACCUAUAACUCCAGCACUCCAGGAGGCAGAGGCAGGUAAAUUGCAAGUUUGAGCUGACUUUGGGCAACUUGGCAAGACCCUGUGUCAAAGCAAAAAAUUUAAAAAGGUUAGGUAUAUAACUCAGUUUGAAGACCCAGUACCACUACUGCUGUUUCUACAAAAUUAUAUAAUCAUACUUCAUUCAAUGUAAGAUGACCUUUUUUGUUCUGAGGAUCAAAUUUAGGGGUGCAGUACCACUGAGCUAUAUUCCCAACCCCUUUUUAUAUUUUUGAGACUAGAUUUGCUAAAUUUUCCAACUAAAACUUGAACUUGCCAUCCUUCUGCCUCAAACUCCCAAAUUGCUGGGAAUAUAGGCGUGUAUCUAUUUAAAAUAUUUAUAUGCUAAUAAGCGAAAACUUGCCAGUUGCAUCACCUUUUUUUAAGUGUGAGUCAAUGUCAUGGUUAUUGUAUAAAAAAUAUGCAUCCUGAAAUGAAUGAAAUUCAUUUCACACCCGUAACCCUAGCACUUGAGAGACUGAGGCAUGAUUGUGAGUUCUAAGCCAACCUGAAGCUACAUGGUGAGACCCUGUCUUUAAAAAAAAAGAUAAAGUACAAAGUGAACUAAGAAUGUUACAGCAAAAUGUUCAACUUGUGAAAUUAGAAUAUGGACAUUGCCAUUUACUAGUUUUUCAGAACAUUUAUCUAAAAAUUGAUAGGAUUUUUGGCAUGGUAAAAGAAUAUAAAGUAGGGGCUGGGGAUUUAGCUCAGCAGCAUAAGCACCUGCCUUGCAAGCAGGCAGUCGUGAGUUCGAUCCCUGGUACUGAUAAAAAGGAAAAAGACCAAAAAAAAAAAAAAAGAAUAUAAAGUAAAAAUGACCUUUGUUCUAAGAAUGCGAAGAGAAACCCCAUGACCACUGGGGGUCUGGCUUUCUCUGCCAGGAACAUGGUGUGGGGGGCAUACAUACAGUUUUCGACGGGGGUGGUGCUUAAAGAUGGCAUUGCUGAUGUGCAAGUAGCUGAUUGGGACUCUUUUCGUGCCACAGGUAAGUUGCAUAGGAGCGGGGAAAGUGACCUCAAAAUAAAAGUCCCUUGGUCCCACCUCCCACUGCCAGGUAAUGGGCAAAAUCCUUUCAAAAAUAAUACUUUUUUUGUUUUGGAAUGAAGGUAAACCAAGAUUCUAUAUUUUGAAACAUUUAACUUGCUGGUCCUAUCUUGGCUUUCUAUGUUAUAUGAGAGGAAAUACCUUAUUUCCCUGGAUUUUUUUUAGAAAAGGGAUCGUCUUUGAGAUAAGCCCCCCCCCCCAAGAACUCCUGCUUCUUUAUAACUUGAUAGAUGCAUGUUUAAGGCAUAGUUGAGGUUAUGGAGGAAAAUUUGACCAGGUUUCUUAGCCCUUGAGAAGGAAUUCCUUUCUGGCAUUGAUUCCCUCAUCUAGUAGAUUCAUUAUGUUCUCUGACAGUUCUCACAGCUUGGGCUAUGCUGAUUAUCCCCCAUCUGCAGCUGAAAAAAGCCACACCAGAAAAUGGAAGUUAGGAGGGACUACUUUUCAUAGGGUGACUUGGUGGUUCACAAGUGGGAAUUACAGCUAGGCAUUGUGGUUCAUGCUUGUAAUCCCAGCAUUUUGGAGGCUAGCCUCCAAACCCAGCCUAAGCAACGCAGAGAGGAAUGAAUGAAUGAAUGGCUCAAAAUAUAGCUCCAUUAGCCAGGGGGUUAGCUUAGUGGUGCAAGCGCCUGCCUGGCAAGCACAAAGUCAAGUUUGAUCCCUGGUACAAAAGGGGAAAAAAAAAAAUAGCUCCAUUCUCCAGCAGGGAAAGGUGGGAAUUGUGGAUGCCUGAACACAAGCUUGUUAUUAAAAAGAGCUUUUCAUUUUGGGGGAAAGAUGUAUCCGAAACUUGUACAGUUAGCUUCUUUGGAGUACAGUAAAGAGAUGUUCCUUGUCUGUCUGAGGCUGUUAAAUGACCAAAGGUGGCCCAGCUAGACUAAAACACCUGUCCACUCUCCUUUCUGUGUAAACAAGGAAACCAAUGUGACACAGAGGUUGCUAGGCUUUUUCAAGUGUAGCUUACCCACCCAUUCUCCUAACUUGCCCAGGCCUGUUGUUGCUGCCCAGGAAGCCAAAGCUCCUCCCCAAACAUAAGCUUGAAGAUCUUGUAGACCCCAUAGGCUGGGCUCCUCACCCUCUCUUGCUGUGCCACGUUUUCUUUGGGACUAGACUGGUAUCAAGAAGCCAGUCCUGUCCCAUGGCCUCCUACUCUGGGGAGCCAGGGCUCCUGCCCUGCAGGUCCUGUGACAUGGUUUUCCGCUCCUGGGCCCUGUUGUCCGACCACACUCAGCGCUUCUGCAUUGGCCUGACCCCGGAUGUAACUGUUGGAGCAAAGCCCUCUGCUGAAUUAGGAGGUGUCACGGUAAGGAAUGCAUCCCUGUGCCCAAGGGUGGGAAUUGCAGCAAGCCUAAACAAGGUUCCUCAUCUCAACUGCUGUUCCCAGGCUGUGUCACAAGAACUCCAGGGCUGCUCAGAUCAGGAGGCCAACAGACCUGCUCUAGAGAGGUUAAGAGAGGAGGUGCAGUGCCUACGGCUGUCCCUGCAAGAAAUGCAACCGUACGUAAUAAACAGCCCGCUCUGGGAGGCUGCAGGGAGCCCUUGCAAGCGGCUGCAGGCACUGUAUGCAACUCAUGCCAGGCGCAAGGCACAGACUGAAGCAUGGGGCCGCACCCUAGAGCAGCGCAGUGCUGAGCUGAACGGAUACCUCCAAGGUUUGACCCAGGCCCCGGGCAGGAUACCCCGCCUCUUAGGCCUGGAGCAGGAGCUUCGAGAACUCCGAGCUGAAGCUGGGCGCACCCGGGGAGCUCUGGAGGUGUUGAGUACACAUGUUCAAGAGCUAAAGCCCCAGAUAAGGAACCGACCAGACACUGAAUUUUGUUGGCCUAUGCUGCAAGCUAGCACAGGGAGCCUGGCUGCAGAGAUUGGGGCCUUCUGUGAGGCUUACAAGCAAGGCGGGGGCCGAGACCCUGGCAUUAUGAGCAAGAUAUGGCAGCUGCAAGCAGAGGCAUCAGCUCUGGAGCUACGGCGCUCUCUGAAUCGCAGGGAAAAGGCAAGUGCUACCUCAGGGCAGCUUCUGGAAUUGGAAACAGAAAACCAGCGCCUGGAGGCAGAAAUCCUAGCCUUGCAGAUGCAGAGGGGCUUAGACCAGUUGCCCUCAGGUAAGUACACAUCCCAACCUUAGCCCAUCCUAACAGCUCAGAAAGGGAAGAGAGGUGUCCCUCUCCUUCCACCAGUAGCACCCCUGCUGCCACCACUUCCACCGCCACUAUCUGGAACCAUGACCAGGAACCUGGGCCUGGACACAUCUGUUCUCCCCACAUCUGAUGUGCUAGGCCCUGCACCCUAUGACCCUGGGGCUGGCCUCGUCAUUUUCUAUGACUUCCUGCGAGGACUUGAGUCUUGUUGGAUUUGGGUGCAGCUAAUAACAGCUUUGACCCGAGAUGGACAAGAUACAGGAGGUGCCACAGCAUUGCCCCCAGCCCUCUGCUUACCCUCACCUCUGGCUCCUGGGCCCAAGGGCAACUGUGCCAUCCUUGCUAGCAGGCAGCCUGUGUCCAGAUUGCCCCCAUCACCUUUGGUGUCUUUGGUCUGUGAGCUACAGGCCUGGGAGGGGCUCCCAGGAGCUAGGACACCACAGUCAAAGGCUUGGGUCUCACUGGCACUAUUUGAUCAAGAUCAGAGGGUACUAAGUGGUCACUGGCGCCUCCCACUUCGGGCCCUUCCCCUGGACUUCAGCCUCAGCCUUGGGCAGCAGAACACGAUUCCCCAGGUAGGACAAGCUGAGCUCUUUCUGCGACUGGUGAAUGCAAGAGAUGCAGCUGUGCAGACAUUGGCAGAGAUCAAUCCAGCUUGUGCCCACCAGUACCAGUACCCAGCACUGGUACCAACCUCUUCACUGAAAACCACCAGUUGUACCCCUAAAGUUGGCUCUACUGAUCCGCCACCUCCUGCAGAAGAGCCUUUUGUUGGCAUGAAGGAUAAAAAUGAAGGGUUCGGCCCUCACCACAGCUGUGACUCAGACCCUCUAGGUUAGGUUUCUGAACCAGGAUGAAUGUAAAGCUGAUUCCCAAGUCUGCAGCUUUACUACAUGUUCUGACCCAGGAGUAAGAGGCAAAUAAGCAUCAAUGAAAUCCAACCACAGCCUUGCCCUUAAGUAUUACCCUUUCUGCACUUUGCUUUCAUAAGUGAAAUUAAAUGAAUCACAUACAACACUGAUAAUUUUUCUGAAAGGUGACUAAGUCUUGCUAAAGCCAGCUUUAUCACCAAACUUCAAAUUCCAGCUUAAGCCUUCUGCCAGAAUUUCAUUCAGGCUUUUAAUUUGCCAUGUCCCCACAAACUCCUAGGGCUUUAGAGUCCAGGGCAAGCCCUCAGCCCAGUAAUGCUUCAGCCAAGCAGGCAAUCACAUACUGAAAUUUUCCUAUUGGACCUAGGCUCAAUUACCAGUGUCACGAGUGAUCAAGGGCCUGGGUCAACCAUGUCAUGUCAUGAAUGUCCUACCCUAUCCCAAAAGAGGAAAAAGCCUUAGGACCUGGAACACAACACAGGGCAUCUUUAAGGAUGUUCCAAGUCAGGAAAAACCAGAGACCCGGCAAGGAUAAAUAAUCAGCCAACCAUCCCAGAAGCAUUUUAUUUUAAAGGAGAAAAUAACACUAAAAAAAUGACUUGGAACAGUUUUCAGGUUUCAACCUGCUGCUACAUGCAUUGGGAUUCGUAUCUAAAUACUGCCUGGUCUGUAAUAAUAAAUUCUAAUAAAGGAAUGUUUGACCCAUUCAGGGUUUUUUUCUCAACACAAGGCCUGUAUUUUGAAUAUCUGAGAAAGCCCAACAAUUGGCACCGGUAUCACUACCCUGACCCCUACUGAACUGCUGAGCCAAGUUUUGCUUUUUAACCUCACAUCACACAAAUGCCCCAGGCAUCCCAGGAUCCCACAAUUAAAGUUUUAAGCAUAAUUCCAGACUAGAACUUUUUAUUAGCAUCUUUAUUCUGAGAAUUUAAAACUGAAGACAAUGUAACAAUUCCAAGUGUAGAUAUAUUUCAACUUUCCUUUACAGAAAAAAUGUAACUCCACAGAUUCUUCCAAUUAUUUCCAAGCAUCCAUCACACUUCUUUCCUAGAGCUCAUUUCUCCAACUAAACACACCAAUUGUUUUCCUCAGAUCUCCCGUCCCAGAUUUUCUUCACAGUUCUUUCCAGGACUAGAUAAUGGCCCUACAUGGAGACAGAGUAAACAGAAAAAGUAGUGCCUAAGGUCUGCUUCACAGUCAAAGUCCAUCAUCCAUUUUCAGCACCAGACAGCAGUGUCUUCAAGUCCUGUGUGUAUUGCCCAGUCCAGGGACAGCACCACCAAAAGUUCACAAGACUGCAGAGUUUAGUCAAGUUCGUGACAGUAGAAAUAUAGCACCGAUGGAAGAUGAAGAGACCACAGCCACACGUGCAAAUAAUCACCUCCAUGUUAAACUGCAGCUAGAGUUACAACUUCCAAGACAGUGAUCAACGGGGGGGAAAAAUGAAACUAAAAUUUUGGCCAUUUUAUAAAGCUAGAGUGCCCCAAGGCACAGAUUUAGCCAAUAUUUAAGAAAAAAAGCCAUCAAAGACUCAACCUUUGCUUAUCAUCUUUAUUGAAGUUAUACAAAAAGAACCCCCAAAAGUGAAAAAAUACAUUAUUUACAAAAAACACUUUCCCCUAGGAGGAAGGCUCCAUUGCCGCUCUCAACAUGCAUUGGUCUUGACAGUGGCUCCUGCCUCUACUGUGCCCUCUGCUGAGGCCCGGCUGUCGGCCUGCUUCUCAACCUGAAAGACAGAUUGACCCUGGGCAUAAGUAACCCUAGUUGAAGCUGCUGUGUCACACAAAAGAGCCUUCGAGCAAUUAAACAUAGGCCCCCUAAUGCGGUUUCCUGAGAGCAGUGGCACAAAGUAGGAGGCUAAAUUCUCUUAACAAGGCUGGCAGAAUCAACAGUUCUGCACCAAAUGGAAAAGAUCUAGCAGACAGCGAGGCUAACUCAAGUGCCUCUCAUGCAUUCAGGGGACCUAUGGUGCAUGACUAUGGUACCUAUCCACUGUACUCCAACACAGGCAUGUCCAUUCUGUGAGAGUGCACUCAAGCAAUCCAAACAGGCUCAAGCUGGGCAGUGUGCAUUUGGGAAGCCGGUUUCCCCAAGCCUGAGAACAGGGGAAGGCCAUAGCCACAUUAAUUGCCCACCUCCUCCUCCAUGCUUUCCGAAACUUCAUUUGCACUGGGGACUGUAUCCCCACUGCCUCCAUUGACUUCCGGCUCUUGUUUGGCUUUCUUUGCAUCAUCUUUCCGGGGACUCUCAUCCUCUGGUUUCCUCUAAAAAUAACAAGUGUGAAGGCUUCACAAAUAUGGUUACAUAUUUUUUUAAAAGACAACUGUAAACUGGGCACGGUGGAAUGCACCUAAAAUCCAGCACUCAGGAAGCUGAGAUGAGGAUCACUGUAAGGCCAGCCUGAACUACACAGCAAGACUUUGUUUCCAAAACAGACAAACAAAAAUGACAAUUGUAAAACACCCAUAACCCUUGUGGUACAAAGAUCCUAAACACCAGGACGACUCGAUCCAAGAAUCUCGCUAGUCAAAAGUGGGAAGCACCAACCUAUAUGCUGCAAAAUAGACAGUUGACAAUUCAAUUCAGCCUGCCUACUAGAGGCACAAUGGGGUAAGGUAACCAGUAACAAAGUAUGAAACAUCUGAGGUAGGAAUGCAGGCUCUCCCCAAAAGGAAGUAACCACUGAACUACAGGCCGAAGGUAAAGAAUCAGAGUUUAAGAGUCAGCAGGCUGCUGCUAAAUAAAUACGGGUGAAGAAAAUCUUGCAACUUCCUAAAAUGCACUCACCUGAUGAAUCCUUUCCUGUUAGUUGUUGGCAAAGGCCAUAAAAGUUUAAUAAGUAAGAUACUGAUAUGUUAUCUUCCCUCCCAAAUCUUUAUUAUCUUCGGAUGGUUUGUGGAGCAAGUGUUCUUGUGUGUGAAGACUCAAAAAAAGGCAGAUUGAGGAAAAGAAAGCACAUGUAAGUUUUACCUUCUUUCGGACAAGAUGGGAAAUAUCAGUCACACAAUUUGAUGAGGAAGCACCAUCUAUUGUUCUUCUACUGGCAAUCUGGCAAGAGAAGCACCUUUGUUAUGAAACCAGCAGCAAGACCUAAUACUAAAUGACAAAAAUAACACUCAAUACCCACCAUGGAUACUGAAGAGCCGCCUCCACUAGAAGUGAAACCUGAAGUAGAGCUCUCGACCUGUGAGAGAUGACAAGUAAAAGCAAAUUCCAAUCAACAUAGAACCCAGGCCACCCAAUGUUCCAUAUGUUUUCCUGACAUCCUGGCAGCCACAGCUGACCACCUACUCAUUACAUCAUUAAUCGAUACAGUACUAUCCUCAGAAACAACAGCUUACACUUAUUAAAAGCAGUUCCUAUUUGUCUGAUACUGUCUAUAGAUAAGGCAAGAGACCUGAAUGCCCAUGGUCAUGCACACUAUUUAGGAUAGGUGUGAUUCACACUGUGUAGGACAGGUGCAAUUCAAACUCAGUCUGGCUCUAGAGCCCACUGUCUAUAACCACACUGUACCAUUUUGAUAGAAUAAUGAACAUUCCCAUUCCCUCUGAUCAACAUCCAAGAAAGCAAGUCAUGACAAAGUUCUUAGGCAAGUGGAGCAUUAACAUUAAUGCUCCAAAUAUACUGUUUUAAAAACUUUAAAAGGAAACUAAACAAACCAGAGUAGCUUUCAGCGCCAAUUCAGCUACAUUCCCACUAUGUUGGGACUCCUUUGCAUCUUCUAUCUUCUCUCUUAUUUCAGGUAGCAGUUCCUUCAGUUCCUCAAUUUCUUUCUCAUAUUCAGUAGACACUUCAGCCUCCUUCAUCUCUUCAUUUAGUACAGCUACAAAGAACAGGCUAAAGUGAUCAGUAACAAUUACCAUAAAAGUAGCCAUUUUAACCUUUUCCAUUACUGGAUCAACAUCAUCAUGAAGUAGGUGCUCACUCACCCAUUCUCUUCUCAAUGACUUCAAUAGAUUUGCUGAACUGUGCCACUGCCUCAUCAUACUGAGAGUUGUAUCCAUAGGCUAAGCCCAGCUGGUAGUGAGUCUCUGCAAGGAGUCGGUCAUGGGCUUCCAAGUACUGCUCCUGCAAGGUCAAGCAGGCCUGGAACUCCUCUACGGCCUGGAUGUAGUUCUCUGGCAAAGGGAGAAUUGACAGCAAGAAUUGGGUAGACUUUAACCAAGUAUUUCUAGAAUUCAAAUCCAUUCUGCAGAAAUGCCUCCACCAUUCUACAUUUCCUUUUUUUUGUUUGUUUGGGUUGUUUUGUUUUUAGUAUCUACAGGAUGCUUGGCUAUGCAGAAUAACAAAAUAACUUAAAAAAAACCACUAUCUACAGGAUGCUUGGCUAUGCAGAAUGACAAAAUAACUUUGGGGGCUGGGGAUUUAGCGCAGCAGCAUAAGCGCCUGCCUUGCAAGCAGGCAGUCAUGAGUUCAAUCCCCGGUACCGAUAAAAAGGAAAAAGACCAAAAAAAAAAAAAAAAAAAAAAAAAAACUACAGAAA
This is a messenger RNA of Cavia porcellus (domestic guinea pig), 9521 nucleotides long. It is a transcript of the gene Ccdc17, whose product is annotated as coiled-coil domain containing 17. Lineage: Eukaryota; Metazoa; Chordata; Mammalia; Rodentia; Caviidae. The record is from RefSeq and is a predicted model, not a curated record.